UCCUGAUACCCCACGUCCCUUAAAAGUUGUGAACCUCCGCCACUCCCGGGCGAUGCUAGGAUCCCUCUGUGGACUGAACAUAUCCCACGGGCCACUGUGAUUCGCCAACUCUCCGAUGCUGUGAUACACUAGAGUCCUCAGACCUCCCCAAAGCCACUGCUGCCACCAUUGACGCCUAUAUACCGCUGCGGGGGCUGUGGCUCAACAACACAGCCAAGACAGCGACUUCUCGCCCCCUGGCGGGAUCUGCUAGGCUCCUCUGUCCAACACCGUGGGUCUUGUCCCCAUGUCCAUUCUGGCCUGCCUCUGCCAGUCGCGUAUCCGUGUCCGCAUCGCAUCUCUAUCUGUGUCCCACUCUCUUUUGAUCCGUUGUCCCCUUCUCUUGGGUCCAUCCAGCUAUCUGCCGCGACUCCUAGUCUGGGCCUCCUUGGCACAGGUACUAUCCCUAGCUAGGAGCCUUAUACGCUACCGACUCAAGGCUGGACGUCGAGAACGGGCAGUUCAGGUCCACGUGUGAGCGGGCCAGAGGCGACUCCCAUGGGCAGCCACCGGGUUCCAGAUGCCCGAGACUUUGCCUUACACCAGGCGCUAGGACCCCACCUCUUUAGGCGAGCCCCCGCCCCUGAGCGCGGGAACCGCUGUUUGGCCAGCGCAUGCUCCCGACUUGGCCGCCGCCGGGCGCAAGUGCGCAUGCUCAGAGCCGCCGGCGCUGAGACGCGGGGCUCUCGGGGUGGGCAGCCCGCAAGCGCGUGCUUGUGGGGCGGGGCCGCCUACGCGCGUGCGCAGAAAGGCCAGCGCGGUCCAGCGGAGAGCUGAAGGGAGCGGUGCGGUGCGGUGCGCCGAGGGUGUGUGAGAUGACAGACUGGUUAACAGAAAACCCCCAAAGACGGGGCUGCAGGGUUUAGCUGCUCCUGUCCCCUCUGGCAUCCUGGGACCUGCCUCCUGGGCACAUCAGGCACCAUGGACUCGCCAGGAUACAAUUGCUUUGUGGAUAGGGACAAGAUGGAUGCAUCCAUCCAGGACCUGGGGCCAAAGGAGCUGAACUGCACCGACCUGCAGGAGCUGAAGCAACUGGCACGCCAGGGCUACUGGGCUCAGAGCCACGCCCUCCGGGGGAAGGUGUACCAGCGCCUGAUCCGGGACAUCCCCUGUCGCACGGUCACACCUGACGCCAGCGUGUACAGCGACAUUGUGGGCAAGAUUGUGGGCAAGCACAGCAGCAGUAGCCUGCCCUUGCCUGAGUUUGUAGACAACACUCAGGUGCCCACCUACUGCCUGAACACACGGGGAGAGGGGGCUGUGCGCAAGAUUCUCCUGUGUAUUGCCAACCAGUUCCCCGACAUCUCCUUCUGCCCUGCCCUGCCUGCUGUGGUGGCCCUGCUACUGCACUACAGCAUUGACGAGGCGGAGUGCUUUGAAAAGGCCUGCCGCAUCCUUGCCUGCAACGACCCCAGCAAGAAGCUCAUUGACCAGAGCUUCCUGGCCUUUGAGUCCUCCUGUAUGACGUUUGGGGACCUGGUAAACAAGUACUGCCAGGCAGCCCACAAACUGAUGGUGGCUGUGUCCGAGGACGUGCUGCAGGUGUACUCUGAUUGGCAGCGGUGGCUGUUUGGGGAACUGCCCCUCAACUACUUUGCCCGUGUUUUUGAUGUCUUCCUUGUAGAAGGCUACAAGGUGCUGUACCGAGUUGCCCUGGCCAUCCUCAAGUUCUUCCACAAGGUGAGAGCAGGACAGCCCCUUGAGUCAGACAAUGUAAAGCAAGACAUCCGCAUGUUUGUCAAGGACAUUGCCAAGACAGUGUCCCCUGAGAAACUACUAGAGAAGGCCUUUGCCAUCCGCCUGUUCUCCCGCAAGGAGAUCCAGCUCCUGCAGAUGGCCAACGAGAAAGCACUGAAGCAGAAAGGCAUCACUGUCAAGCAGAAGAGUGUCUCACUUUCUAAAAGGCAAUUUGUGCACUUGGCUGUCCAUGCGGAGAACUUCCACUCUGAGAUUGUCAGCGUGAAAGAGAUGAGAGACAUUUGGUCCUGGAUCCCUGAACGUUUUGCCCUCUGCCAGCCCCUCUUGCUCUUCUCCUCGCUACAACAUGGGUACAGCCUAACCAGGUUCUAUAUCCAGUGUGAAGGGCACGAGCCCACCCUCCUGCUCAUCAAGACCACGCAAAAGGAGGUUUGUGGGGCUUACCUGUCCACAGACUGGAGUGAGAGGAACAGGUUCGGAGGCAAGCUGAGCUUCUUCGGGACUGGAGAAUGCUUUGUUUUUAGGCUGCAGCCAGAGGUACAGCGGUAUGAGUGGGUGGUCAUCAAGCACCCAGAGUUAACCAAACCAUCAGCCUUCAAGUCCUCAGAAACUGCAGCCAGUCCCUCCCUCCUCGGCCACCCCGUCUCUUCAGACCCUGCUGAUCGCCUCUCACCUUUCCUGGCUGCCCGGCAUUUCAACCUACCCUCCAAGACUGAGUCCAUGUUCAUGGCUGGGGGCAAUGACUGCCUCAUCAUUGGGGGAGGAGGUGGCCAAGCACUCUACGUUGACGGGGAUCUGAACCGAGGCCGCACUGGACACUGCGACACUUUCAACAACCAGCCCCUUUGCUCUGAGAACUUCCUCAUCGCAGCUGUGGAGGCUUGGGGCUUCCAAGACCCUGACACCCAGUGACAGGCCUGCAUUGAUGGUGACUGAGCCACACUGUGGGGUGAUGGGACUGAGGCCCAGCUGCCUCUUCGGGAAGCAGGGAGUGAGUGAGACAUCACCUCCAGGAGGUGUGCCAGUUUGCCACCCAGGGCUACAUUUCUCU
Messenger RNA from Acomys russatus (golden spiny mouse), 2788 nucleotides. RefSeq names its product TBC1 domain family member 24 (gene Tbc1d24). The coding region runs from base 961 to 2649 and encodes 562 amino acids. The record is from RefSeq and is a predicted model, not a curated record. The transcript is spliced from 8 exons. NCBI's taxonomy places the organism in Eukaryota, Metazoa, Chordata, Mammalia, Rodentia, Muridae.